GUGUGACCGUAUGGUAACACAACAAAAUCUAUUUAUAAAUCAGACGUAAACAACGUCUGUGGGUUUAUUUUUAUUAUCUAAUCAUUGCAAUAGAUUCUCAGUAUGUUUAUCGAUUUUAUUAGCACUGUGGUUACCAACUAAUGACAGUUUAUAAUAUUUAUAACGAUUUUUCCGUUUUAUUCAACUACAGAAAUUUUUACAGCAAUGGAUUUUCAACUGGAAGAUGGAUUAACCUUACAAGAAGUUCUCGACAUCAUUGAGUCAAAUUAUGACGAAAAUGAUGUCGAAAGUAUAUUUAUUGAACCACCAGACCCUCACGUAUUGACUGAUGAAGAUUCAGGCAAUGAGGAUGAAGGUGCAUAUACUUCUAAUUUAUCAGCUCGUCAAUUAACUGCCGGAGCAGAAAUAAGGUUGAAAAGUGGAACUAAUAUUGUAGAUGAAAAUACGAUUGCCCUCGAAAUUGUUGAUGAGUUGGAAGACACUGGUUUCAAAAUACCUGAUAAUGAAAAAACUACUGAAUGGGUAAAAGGUGAUUAUGAAAUGCCCAAUUUAAAUUUCCCAUCUACAGAUUUUUCUAAAUAUUCGCAUAUGAGACCAGUUGAAAUAUUUGAACUUUUUUUUUGAUGAUA
Molecule: messenger RNA, 629 nt
Organism: Melanaphis sacchari
Lineage: Eukaryota; Metazoa; Arthropoda; Insecta; Hemiptera; Aphididae
Exons: 3
Coding region: 205-624 (139 amino acids)
Source: RefSeq, a predicted model, not a curated record